UUGGGUUGGGUGUGUCUUUUGGUGGAGGAAUGCUUGUCACCUACUCCUUUUAAGUUCUCAAAUCUCUCAAUAUGCUUCUUAUAGCUUUUCAGAGAGAGGUUUGAUCUUUGCUUGCUCUCUGCUUCAAUGGAGAGGCACAAAUGCAAGCUCUGCACUAGGACUUUCGCUAAUGGCAGAGCUUUGGGUGGUCAUAUGAAGGCCCACUUAGCCACCCUACCUCUUCCUCCAAAGACCACGAUAACGACUCAGCAGCAGCAACUCGGGGAACGUACUGAGUCUGCUUCAUCCUCAUAUUCUUCCCCUGGUGAAGAACAGGAACAAGAAAUCAAGAACAGAGAAGUUGAAGAGAAGGCUUUGGUUUAUGGGUUAAGAGAGAAUCCCAAGAAGAGUUUCAGGUUCGCAGAUCCUGAGUUUUCUUUUGCUGUUGAUGCUGGGUCUGUUGUUCAAGAUAGAGAAAGCGAGACGGAGUCCAGAAAUCCAACUCGUAGACGAUCCAAGAGGACAAGAAAAUCGGGUUUUGCAGAAAAUCAGAAGCAGAAUUUCGAUGUCAAGAAACUAAAGUUGAAGAAUCUAAGUUCGGUGGAGUCGCCGACGGAACCAGAACCGGUAAGCUCCGUGUCAGACACUUCCCCAGAAGAAGAUGUUGCUAUGUGUCUUAUGAUGCUAUCAAGAGAUGUCUGGAUGAGAAACAACGAAGAAGAAGAUCAGGAACAAGGUAAAGAUGGAGAAAGAUCAAUUGGGAUGAUGUUGGAAGAGGCGGAGGAGAUCAAAGUGAGCAAGAUUCGCGGGAAGUUGAGAUGUGAAAAAUGUAUGAAACUGUUUCGAUCUUCACAGGCAUUGGGAGCCCAUAAGAGGAUUUGCUCUCUAAAUGGAACAGAGCUAAGAAACAAUGAAGGUAACCAAAGAAUUUUCGAGUGUCCAUAUUGCUUCAAGGUGUUUGGUUCUGGACAAGCACUUGGCGGACACAAAAGAUCGCAUCUUAUAGGUACUUCAACUCCAAGUGCUGUUGAGAAUUCUGCUAAACUGGACAACAAUCUCAUAGAUCUUAACUUGCCAGCUCCGGCGGAAGAUGAUGACUUUAGUGUGGUCUCUGAUGCCUAAUUCAUGGCCACGUACUAUGAAGCUCUCUCAACUCUCAUUGUGAGAUCUAAGUCCAUUCCAUAUAAUUAAUUUUUUCUUUUUGUUUUGUGCAACUAGAUCAACAAGUGGGUUAUCUGUAGCUAUAGAUCAUAUUUUACUGUUUAUCCUUAUUGCAUAGUUCAAUGCUUUCUUCUU
This is a messenger RNA of Manihot esculenta (cassava), 1275 nucleotides long. RefSeq names its product zinc finger protein ZAT4. The record is from RefSeq and is a predicted model, not a curated record. Lineage: Eukaryota; Viridiplantae; Streptophyta; Magnoliopsida; Malpighiales; Euphorbiaceae. Gene Ontology annotation, biological process: regulation of DNA-templated transcription. The transcript has a single exon. Bases 127 to 1101 code for a protein of 324 amino acids.